This is a messenger RNA of Panicum virgatum (switchgrass), 1405 nucleotides long. RefSeq lists its product as uncharacterized. Gene Ontology annotation, cellular component: nuclear envelope. The transcript has 7 exons. The record is from RefSeq and is a predicted model, not a curated record. Gene Ontology annotation, biological process: nuclear membrane organization. Lineage: Eukaryota; Viridiplantae; Streptophyta; Magnoliopsida; Poales; Poaceae. Bases 67 to 1131 code for a protein of 354 amino acids.
UCUCCCUGUUUCCGCAGCGCAACCGCUGCCCAGCCAUCCCUCUUGUUUUCGCGUCUCUGCCCGCUGAUGGCCUCCGCCGCCGCAGGCGAUCCCUCGCUGCUGCCGCCGCCGCCGCCUCGCGGGUGGCUCUCCUGCCUCGUCAGCGGCGCCGGCCGCCUCCUCGCCGCCGUCCUCGACCAGGAUUCCCCCUCCUCCGAUACCACGACCUCCUCCCCGGAGUCGUCGCAGUCGCCGCCGCGCCGCGGCCUCGUCGCCGCUGAUGAUGGUACUGGGAUGUGCGUUGCUUCUGACAGCUAUCAGUUAGACUUGAGUGGAAAGGAGAUCGUUUUGAAAGAUUCUGGCAAGGGAUCCUUUGCAGUUGUCUCAGAAAUAGACCCAAAAGAAGCUGUUAAGCAGUUACUUAUGCAGGAUAGUUACUCACGGUUGGAAUGUGAUGAAUUAAUAAAGACAAUUCAAGAGCGGGUGGUAGAUUCAGACCCGGGUGUGGAUGAACCUGAAAUUAUUCUUCCCAUUGCAUGGCAUGCUAGCACUCAGCAACACCCUGUUGCAUACUCUUCGAGUCCAAACACCUCUCUAAAGGCAGAUUUGGAGAUUCCAGCUUACAGUCCAGGGUUUGACAACAGUGUUGAGAAGGAAUGGCUGAAGAAAAGUUCAACUACUAUCAAAGGCCUUGGCACCAAAAAUCGUGACAAGAGUCAGCCUGUUAUGAAACGAAAGUACUCCAGCACAGGGGCUACUUUUGAAGAGUCUCGAAGAGUCAGACUAAAGCAAAAUGGAUCCAGCACUUUAGGAAAGAAUGACAAGUGCUCCGUGGGCAAUGCCUCUUGUUCUGCCUCCAAGCUGAUGUUUCAAGAAGAUAUUGAGGCUGCACCCAGCGUAUCGAUGGGCUUCCAUCCAGUGAACAGCUCCAAAAGUUACAAGAGGGGUUUCAACUUGCAGAGCAACAUUCCUACGAAGACAAGGACACCUGCGACUGCCUGCAGAAGUCGUCGCCCAAACAAUCGCCAGGCCGACAGAUCAUCGAAUGGGCCGCCACAGCUGAACAAUCCGGCGCCGGCAGGACAGGUGCCCGACGCAGGCCGCAUUCAGGCGAAGAGGCCGGUCGGAAGGCCGAGGAGAGAGUGGAGGUGAGGUGAAUCCAGCAUCCGUAUUGUCUGUCUACUUUAUGAUCGAAAAAUAUUGAAAGGUGAAGGAUAACCCCAGUAUAUGCACGAAGGUCAGGAAAGCUGAAAAAUACACGUAGGCUACUAUUGUAAAGCGACGUCCAGCUUACCGCUAACACCAGGUAACUGUUGGCAUAGUGUAUAUGUCAUGCCCAGUAUUUAGUUUGGUCGGAAAUGUUCUCUGCGGUAGCACAUUGGUGUAUGGAAAUAUGUGAUGGUUUUGUGAUCGAGCAAUUCGGCCA